Molecule: messenger RNA, 699 nt
Organism: Sphenostylis stenocarpa
Lineage: Eukaryota; Viridiplantae; Streptophyta; Magnoliopsida; Fabales; Fabaceae
Source: the annotation of a GenBank genome assembly
AUGGGACGUGGGAAGAUUGAGAUAAAGAGGAUCGAGAACACCACCACAAGGCAAGUUACCUUCUCCAAAAGAAGAGGUGGUCUCAUGAAGAAGACAAAGGAACUUUCUGUGCUCUGUGAUGCACAGAUCGGGAUCAUCAUCUUCUCCAGCACUGGGAAGAUGUGGCAAUGGUGCACUGAACCCUUCAGGAUGGAGCAGAUCAUAGAGAAGUAUCAGAGAUCAACUGGAGUUCGCAUUGCUGAACGUGACCAUCCCCGUGAAGAAUUUAUCCAUGACAUGGCAAUGCUGAGGCAAGAAACUCUCCGUCUUGAAUUGGGAAUUCAAAGGUAUCUUGGAGAGGACAUGGGGUGUUUACAGUAUGAGGAUUUGACUAAACUUGAACAAGAAUUGGAAAAUUCUGUGGCAAAGGUUCGAAAUCGUCAGAAUGAGCUCCUGCAACAACAAAUGGAGAAUCUGCGAAGGAAGUUGGGAAGAUGUCAGGAACAGAGAGCAGUGUUGGAGGCAACAGUGGAAGGAAGCAAAGGAGUGCAUGUGAUGGAUGAGUUUCCAUUCUUUGAAGAGCAACCUUCUGCUGGUAGCAUCCUUCAACUUGCUUCCCCUGUGCUUCCUCACUUUCACCCUUAUCUUCAGCUCGCUCAACCCAACAUCAACACUCACUCACCCUCCCACCACCAUAACCAUAAUAUCUGUGAGGUUUAG